UAUAGCCUCUCUCUUUCUCUUGCAAACUCACUCAUAUUAUAAUUUUCCAUAAAUCAAACCUUGUUUUGUUUAGUAUAUACUCAAAAUGGCACAACCUCAAGUCCAAGUCCACUCAACAGCAGCACACCGUCCCGAAACUGGUUCCUACCCAACCCAACAAUACCCUAGCAAAGAAGUUUUUACCUAUCCACAAUACCAACAUCGUUCCGACAACGAUGGUGGUAUAAUUAGGUCUCUCUUUUCUGAUACAGGUUUUUCAACCUCUCAAAUUCUCGCAAUUUUCAUAGGAGUUCCUAUAAGUGGUUUACUUCUUUUUCUAGCUGGCAUUUCACUUAUCGUCAGUUUAAUUGGACUGGCGAUAGUGACACCACUUUUUGUACUUUUUAGCCCAGUUUUGCUUCCGGCUAUCUUUACCUUAGGGCUAGCGGUGGUCGGAGUAUUGAUAGCCGAUGCUUGCGGGUUGACGGGACUGAUGUCGUUGUCAUGGACACUGAAGUACUUUAGGGACUUACAAGGGGUGGUGCCGGGGCAAGUAGACUACUUGAAGGGUAGUGUGGCUGACGUGGCAGGAUAUGUUGGACAAAAGACUAAGGAUGUUGGACAAAAGACUAAGGAGGUAGGACAAGACAUACAAGCAAAGGCACAUGAAACUAAGAGAUCAACAUGAAAGAAAAUCAAAAGUAUAGUGGUUAAUUUCAAUCUUAGUACUAGUUAAAUAUGGGAAAGUAAAUAAAUCAAGUAUGCACUUUGGUGCUCUUGAGGACUUUUUUUGUUUGUUUUAUUUUAGUGUUAUUGUGGUUUGUUUUGUUGUUGCAUCACUUGUGUUGUAUUGUAUGCAUAUGUUUAUGUCGUUGUGGAUGUAUAAUGUAUUUAAUUUGUUCACUUGGAUUGAAUAGUUGAAUUUUAUGUGUUGCAAUUACUCAAA
Cicer arietinum (chickpea) is the source of this 925-nucleotide messenger RNA. Its product is annotated as oleosin Ara h 10.0101. Gene Ontology annotation, cellular component: membrane; monolayer-surrounded lipid storage body. The record is from RefSeq and is a predicted model, not a curated record. Gene Ontology annotation, biological process: lipid storage; response to freezing; seed oilbody biogenesis. Lineage: Eukaryota; Viridiplantae; Streptophyta; Magnoliopsida; Fabales; Fabaceae.